AUGCCACCUCCUCUGCCUCGCUUCACGGCCGCCUCCGGAGGAUCCUCCGCUGCCGCCGCGCUACUGCCGCUGCACUACAGGCCGGAGUUCUCCACGGCAACGGCGGCGGACAUGGCGGGGUCGCAGGAGAAGCAGUCGGCCCCACAGUCGCAGCCCCCGGCGGGCGGUGGCGGCGUCGCCGACCGCAUCAUGCCGCACCUCCUCAACAUAUAUGGAUCGUGCGCGACGGCACGGGACUUCGAGAUGUACGCGCCAAACGCGACAUUUGAGGACCCGCUCAUGCGUGCUCACGGGGUUAAGCAGAUCAAGUCAGCAUUCUACACGCUGCCAAAGGUGUUCGGGGAAUCCAAGAUCACGGAGUACACCGUACAAGAGAAUCCGAUGGGGCCGGGCAAAACCGAGGUGGUGAUCGAGAACAAGCAGCACUACAAGGUGCUGGGCAAGCCGGUGGACCUGACGACGCUCAUCAGGCUGCAGGUGGAGAACGGCAAGGUGGUCAAGCACGAGGACUGGUGGGACAAGAAGCCUCUGAAGAACAGGGACACGGUGGGCCUGCCGCUGGUGGGGCGACUCGCGGAGGCCAGCCGACGGGGCGCCAUGCUGCUCACCCACGCCCUCAUGGGCUUCGGCAAAGACCCAAAACCAGCCCAACCCCUCCUCCUCCUCCUUCACAGUCGUCACAACACUAGCUAG
Molecule: messenger RNA, 693 nt
Organism: Miscanthus lutarioriparius
Lineage: Eukaryota; Viridiplantae; Streptophyta; Magnoliopsida; Poales; Poaceae
Source: the annotation of a GenBank genome assembly